AUGGGUGAGAUUUUACUCUGGGGGGUAUUCAGUCGCUGUUCAAACAAAUGUUCCUUGGACACCUACCUAAAGGCCUUUGGGGCAAGUGAAUGCGAGGGCAUCUUAGCAGAGGACCUCAAUCGAACAUUUGGCUUAAGGAAACCAUGGUUCUUCCCCUUUACCACCUCCUAUUGGAAGAGUGUAGGUGGCUUGGUGAGAUCCGGCCUGUUCUUCAUCAAUGAGAAUGUUGACAGUAAAGGGUCAUCUGCACCAAGCAGUGAAGAAAAGCUUGAAGAAGGUCCUCCGGGGGUCACCAUGGUAUCUGUGACCAAGAAAUACGAGGGCCACAAGGCAGUGGUCCAAGACCUCACCCUCACCUUCCACAGAGACCAGAUCACCGCCCUGCUGGGGACAAAUGGGGCUGGGAAAACCACGACCAUAUCCAUGUUGACGGGGCUCCACCCUCCCACUUCUGGAACCAUCAUCAUCAAUGGCAAGAAUCUGCAGACAGACUUGGCUAGGGUCAGAAUGGAGCUGGGCGUGUGUCUGCAGCAGGACGUCCUGCUGGACAACCUCACCGUCAGAGAACACCUACUACUCUUUGCUUCCAUAAAGGCACCCCAGUGGACCAAGAGGAAGCUACAUCAGCAAGUCAACAAAACUCUUCAGGAUGUGGAGUUAACUGAGCAUCAGCACAAACAGAUCCGAGCCCUGUCUGGAGGCAUGAAGAGGAAGCUGUCUGUGGGCAUUGCUUUCCUGGGCACGUCGAGGACUGUGGUUCUGGAUGAGCCUACCAGUGGUGUGGACCCUUGCUCCCGCCGCAGCCUCUGGGACAUUCUGCUCAAGUACCGAGAAGGUCGUACAAUCAUCUUCACAACCCACCACCUGGAUGAAGCAGAAGUGCUCAGUGACCGCGUGGCUGUCCUCCAGCAGGGGAGGCUCAGGUGCUGUGGUCCUCCCUUCUGCUUGAAGGAGGCAUAUGGCCAGGGACUCAGCCUGAUACUCACAAAACAGCCUUUAGUUCAUGAUCCAAAGGACGUGGUUUGUAUUACAUCUCUGAUACAGAUCUAUAUCCCACAAGCAUUUCUCAAAAACUGCCGUGGGGGUGAGCUGACCUACACCAUUCCAAGGGAUGUGGACCGGACCUGCUUCAAAGGGCUCUUCCAGGCCUUGGAUCAGAACCUGCAUCAGUUGCACCUGACGGGCUAUGGGAUCUCAGACACUACCUUAGAAGAGGUGUUUUUGAUGCUUUUGCAAGAUUCCAACCUGAAAUCGCACAUUGCUCCAGGAACCAAGUCAGAGCCACAGAACCAUAGGCCUGCAGGACGUCCUCCCGGCUACCGUAACGGGGGUGACAUGGACCUCACCCAUGUGCUUCUACGGAAGUUUAGAGAGCAAGACCUGCCCCGUGUGGAUGCAAACCUUGACCUGAAGAAUUCUUCCUGCUGGCUCAUGGAUCCCUCUUCUCACCUGGAAUCCCAGGAUUCGUGCGGCUGCCUGAAGUGUCCAAACAGAAGUGCCAGGGUUCCCUACCUGACCAACCACCUCGGCCACAUACUGUUGAAUCUUUCGGGUUUCGAUUUCGAGGAUUACCUGCUGGGGCCAUCUGAAAAACCAAGGCUUGGAGGUUGGUCUUUUGGAGAGCGAAUCCCCAGUGAAGCACAAGGUACCAGUGCUAACGUGUCAAAACCCAAAACUCUGGCAAAGGUGUGGUAUAAUCAGAAGGCUUUGCAUUCCCUACCUUCCUACUUAAAUCACCUAAACAACCUUAUUUUGUGGAGGCACUUACCCCCUGCUGUGGACUGGAGACAAUAUGGAAUAACACUCUACAGCCAACCGUAUGGAGGGGCCUUGCUGAAUGAGGACAAGAUCCUGGAGAGCAUCCGUCAGUGUGGUGUUGCCCUCUGCAUUGUGCUGGGAUUCUCCAUCCUGUCUGCAUCGAUUGGUAGCUCCGUGGUAAAGGACAGGGUGACCGGAGGCAAAAAGCUGCAGCACAUAAGUGGCCUUGGCUAUAAGACGUACUGGUUCACUAAUUUCCUCUUUGAUAUGGUCUUUUACUUGGUUUCCGUCUGCCUGUGUGUCGCCAUUAUUGUCGCCUUCCAGUUAACAGCUUUUACUUUCCGAGAGAACUUGGCAGCCACAGCCCUCCUGCUGGCCCUUUUCGGAUAUGCGACUCUCCCAUGGAUGUAUCUGAUGUCCAGAAUCUUCUCCAGUUCGGAUGUGGCUUUCAUCUCCUACAUCUCCUUAAACUUCAUCUUUGGCCUCUGUACAAUGCUCAUGACCACCAUGCCCCGGUUACUGGCCAUCGUCUCCAAAGCCAAGAAUUUACAGAACAUCUACGAUGUCCUCAAGUGGGUUUUUACUCUUUUUCCUCAAUUCUGCCUGGGUCAAGGACUGAUAGAACUCUGUUAUAAUCAGAUUAAAUAUGACCUGACCCACAACUUUGGCAUUGAUUCUUAUGUGAGUCCCUUUGAGAUGAACUUCUUGGGCUGGAUCUUCGUGGAAUUGGCCUUGCAGGGCACAGUUCUUCUCCUCUUAAGGAUUCUGCUGCACUGGGACCUUCUGCAGUGGCCAAGGGGUCACUCUGUCCUCCAAGGCACAGUCAAAUAUUCUAAGGAUGUGGAUGUCAAAAAGGAGCAAAUGAGGGUGUUUGAAGGAAGAACCAGUGGAGACAUUCUUGUGUUGCACAAUCUUAGUAAAAGUUAUCGAAGCUUUUGUCAGGAGAUCACCGCUGUGCAAGGCAUCAGUCUGGGCAUACCAAAAGGAGAGUGCUUUGGGCUUCUCGGGGAGAAUGGAGCUGGAAAGAGCACCACCUUCAAAAUGCUGAAUGGUGAAGUCCCUCCAACUUCAGGACAUGCUCUUAUUAGGACGCCCAUGGGAGAUGCGGUGAACCUGUCUUCUGUGGGUGCAGAUGGCAUUGUCAUUGGCUACUGUCCGCAAAAGGAUGCCCUGGACGAGCUUCUGACUGGCUGGGAACAUCUCCAUUAUUACUGCAGCCUACGUGGAAUUCCAAAGCAGUGCAUCCCUGAGGUGGCAGCAGACCUCGUGAAGCGCUUACACUUUGAAGCCCACGCGGACAAACUUGUAGCCACCUACAGUGGGGGAACCAAGCGGAAACUCUCUACAGCCCUGGCCCUGGUGGGGAAACCUGACAUUCUUUUGUUGGAUGAGCCCAGCUCUGGGAUGGAUCCUUGUUCUAAGCGGUACCUGUGGCAAACAGUGAUGAAUGUGGUUCAAGAAGGCUGUGCUGCAGUGCUGACCUCCCACAGCAUGGAGGAGUGUGAGGCUCUCUGCACGAGACUGGCCAUAAUGGUCAAUGGCAGCUUCAAGUGUCUUGGUUCUCCUCAGCACAUCAAAAAUAGGCAGUUAAAUAAGACAUACUGAAGUCAGCUGGUGACAGACCACACGGAGAAGGAAGCACUGGCAUAGGAGGCAUUGCAGAAAAAAAUAAUAGAACUUUGCAACUGGCUGAUCUGGUGCUUAUGAAAAGGAGGAGACUUAUGGGCUUGGGAGAUGAAAAUAUAGCGAUGUCAUUAGAGAAAUUAAGAAGUCAGAAAGGGCUGUGAGGAUGAGGAGGAUUCUGGGCAUUGGGCAUGUUCACGGGGAAGUACCAGUGGGCUGUUUGGAUAGUUCACCGUGAAGAAGGAUUGUUGAUAUU
This is a messenger RNA of Carlito syrichta (Philippine tarsier), 3637 nucleotides long. RefSeq names its product ATP-binding cassette sub-family A member 13-like. Lineage: Eukaryota; Metazoa; Chordata; Mammalia; Primates; Tarsiidae. The transcript is spliced from 26 exons. Gene Ontology annotation, molecular function: ATP hydrolysis activity; lipid carrier activity; ABC-type transporter activity. The record is from RefSeq and is a predicted model, not a curated record. Gene Ontology annotation, cellular component: intracellular membrane-bounded organelle; membrane. Gene Ontology annotation, biological process: lipid transport; transmembrane transport. Bases 1 to 3363 code for a protein of 1120 amino acids.